Parnassius mnemosyne (clouded apollo) is the source of this 2736-nucleotide messenger RNA. Lineage: Eukaryota; Metazoa; Arthropoda; Insecta; Lepidoptera; Papilionidae. The record is from the annotation of a GenBank genome assembly.
AUGCCUAAAGCAAAUUCUGCUAGGAUUGCCGAAGCACAACGUCAACGCCAGCAAAUUUCGAAAAAGGCUCAAAACUAUGGACCAAGUACAGUCUAUCUCCAGGUACUCGGUUCAGGGGCAAGAGGAGCUCCCAACACUUUAUAUCUUUUUACGGAUCAAAAACGAUACCUCUUCAACUGUGGUGAAUCGACACAGAGACUUGCUCAUGAACACAAAGUUAAGCUGACAAGAUUAGAUCAUAUCUUCAUUACCAACAAAUCAUGGAAGAACCUUGGUGGGCUGCCAGGCCUUUCCCUAACUCUUCAGGAUGUUGGUGUGCCAAAUAUCACUUUACAUGGACCAGAGGGCUUAGAUGAACUGUAUAAUGCUACCAGAAGAUUUGUCAUAAUGAAAGAUAUGAAUGUGACAAUGGCCAAGUGCAGCCCUAGUGAAGAUUUCGUCGAUAAUGUUAUGACUGUGAAAUACGUAUUGCUAAGUCCAGAUACAAUUCUUCAACCAGACCUGGAUCAUGUUGCGAAGAAGCCAAAACUAAACACGUCUGAAGAUAAAUCUUUAGAGGAAUUCAUUCAUGAUGACACAGAUUAUUACCGACCCGAAGUAAGGCGCAUGGAGGCCAACAAAAACAACAGUAUAAAGACUAAACCAAAAUUAUCUCCAGAAAGAGAUACAGUAAAGAAAAAGACAGAAAAAGUGUUAAAUGAAUUGCAAGGGAAAUCACACUGUACAGUGGCUUACAUUUGCACUCUGAAGAAAAGACUCGGCACUCUCGACUUGGAAAAGUGUGUAGAAAAGGGUGUGAAGCCAGGUCCCUUGCUAGGCCAAUUGAAAAACGGGCAAGACAUCGUACUACCUGAUGGGACGCUUGUGAAAUCGAAAGAUGUGAAAACCCCGGAUGACCCUGGACCCGUGUUUAUUGUAUUAGAGGUGCCGGAUAUAUCCUAUCUCAAAGAGGAGGAGUUUUCGCCGCACUUUGAUAACGGAGUCAAUCCCAAGGAAAAUAUACCGACACUCAUCGUGCACUACACGCCACCGCACGUCUUCCACCAUCCUACUUAUCGGGCAUUUCUCUCAAUGUUCGGUCCAACCACCCGCCAUCUUGUCCUUAAUGGACAGAACUCAUGCCUGGGCUCAGAAGCUGUACACCGCAGUCAACAUAGACUUCACCUAUUGGACCCCGAUAUAUUUCCGUUAUUGAGGGACGUAAGUGUGCCUGCCAUGUGGAACGCUAACCCUCCAACAACUCAAGACGAUGGCGAAAGAUCGAAAGGAUUGGAGGAGCUCAAGAAUAGGAUCGCAUUAGCGCAGUUUCAAAACAUACUAAACAUGGAAGAGACAAGCAAAGGUGACGGUGAUUGCUUGGAAGGCACUGACGCUGGCAAUCUUGAAAUAAUAACCGGAAAAACACUGACUAUGUUUCAUUUAAGACCUAAAAAGGAAAUAGAUAGGUCAGCAGAACCGAAACUGCACAUACAAGACUACAUACAAGAGACGAUGGAUGUAGACGGCUUUGCAAGCAGCCUGGAUAAACUCCGAGAUCUGGUCAACAAAGUGCGCUUGACGAAAAACACCUCUCAGAACGGGUAUCCAAAGGUCGUUUUCCUCGGUACUGGUUCCUGCAUUCCAAGCAAGACAAGAAACACUAGCGCUAUUGCAUUACAAAUUGACGAAUCACGGUCGAUGUUGCUGGACUGCGGCGAAGGCACUUUCGGGCAGCUGGUGCGAUUCUUUGGUCCAAAACGAGUGAACGCAUUCCUCAGGACGCUCAAAGCGAUAUACGUAUCGCAUUUACAUGCUGACCACCAUAUUGGUCUAAUAGGUUUAUUGCAAGCGCGUCGCCAAGCCUUUGAAGAAGCACCUCAAUCGAAAACACCUUACGAACCUGUGCACCUUCUGGCACCUGGACAAAUUGUAACCUGGCUCUCCCUGUACGAUCAGCAGUUCGAGAGGAUACGAGGCGACUUCACUCUUAUACCGAACCAAAGCCUGCUGGAGGCAAGACUAAAUGGAAUGGAAACAGACAUGACGUCGGCUAUAUUGGCCAGUAUAGGCGUGCAACGUAUCACUACUUGCUUGGUGGCGCACUGUCCCAAUGCUUUCGGAGUAGCCAUUGACGUCGACGGGAAGCACAAGAUCACUUACUCGGGAGACACAAUACCGUGCGAAGAGCUGGUAAAAAUUGGCCAAAACUCGACGCUCCUCAUUCACGAAGCGACGAUGGAAGACGAGCUAGAGGAUGAAGCACGUACGAAGAUGCACUCGACCACGUCGCAAGCUAUCGACAUCGGGCGGCGAAUGAACGCGCGCUACACGGUGCUCACACACUUCAGUCAGCGGUACGCGCGCCUGCCGAGACUCAGCGCGUCCGUACUACAGGACAACACCAGUGUGGGCGUGGCCUUCGAUAACAUGCAGAUAACUAUGCAUGACUUGGAGCUCCUCCCACACAUGUACGAGCCGCUGCAGUUGAUGUUCGCAGAGCAUUGCGUGGAACUGGAGCUGAAGGCAGCACAUAGAGCCCGCAAGCGAGAGCGUCUAGCAAACCCCAGCCCGCCACCUGCCGGUAAACUGAGGAACUACUCAACACUCGCACACGCGAACACCUCCACAAACGUGCCUGACAACGAACAUGCGGAGAGUCACAACACGAAUCAGUUGGACACCAAAAUACACAAUGUGACACUUCAGAGCAACGAUCAUUGUAAAAUUGAUGUAGAUGCAACUAAUGAUAGUAGUUAG